UGCGUCAAGACACACAUUGGGCUUGAUGAAAGGACAUAAAGCAAAGCUGGAGGCGGUGCCAAAUAGUUCAUAACCAUGGAGGAAAAGUUGGCAGAGGGGCAGAGAAAGGAAGGGAUGAAUUCACGGUAUCAGAAGUUCUGCUUGCCUUCAGAGAGGUAUAAGUACUGAGAUUCCCAGGAUGUAAGAAGCACAGUGCUGUGUCAUGCAGCUGACAGGUCUACUGGCGGAGCUGAUGGUCACAGCUGGGGUGGAAGUUCUUCAUUAAACAAAACAGAGUAAAAUAAUCAAGGAAGGUUGGAGUUGUUUGCAAGAUCUAUUGAGUUGAUUGCUCACCCUGUCAAAAAAAGUCAUCAUUUGGGACAACAGCCCACUGCCAGCAGCUGCCAUGGCGAGCAAAAGAAAGUCAACAACUCCUUGUAUGGUGCGAACUUCUGAAGUCAUGGAGCAGGAUGGUGCUGAGGGUGUAGAGGCUCCUAAAGAGAAGGGGGCUGGCGUACCACAGCAGGACUCUAAAAAAAACUGGCCUUCAGAAAGCUCAGUCAAAGACUGCGAAGUGGUUGAGGCAAAGCCCCCAGCUGAAAAUCAGUCUAAGAAACCCCAGGGUGGUUAUGAGUGUAAAUACUGCCCUUACUCAACACAAAACUUAAAUGAAUUUACAGAGCAUGUUGACACUCAGCAUCCAAAUGUCAUUCUCAACCCCCUCUACGUCUGUGCUGAAUGCAACUUCACAACCAAAAAAUACGAUUCCUUAUCUGACCACAACACAAAAUACCACCCGGGAGAGACUAACUUUAAACUAAAAUUAAUUAAACGCAAUAAUCAGACUGUUUUAGAGCAGUCCAUUGAGACCACUGCUCAUGAUGCCACUGUCACAAGUGGUGGGCUAGAAAAUGCAGAGUGUGAUGAUUCCCUUCAUGGGGGAAUUAGCGCAAGUAAAACACCAAUGAUGAAAGUGGGAAAGCCUAAAGGGGAAAACAAGAAGGGUCCCAAAAAGCCAGAAGAGGGAGUUACGGAAAACCAUGUGGAUGGUGCUCUCCCCCGCAUCAUAACUGAAGCCACUGAAGCUAUUGCUUGUAUAAAUGGAGACCUUCUCCAUGAUGUGUUAGCCCAUGUUAUGCCCUCUGUACAGCUGCCACCAAAUAUUAACCUUGUCCCCAAGGUCCCGGUACCUCUGAACAGUACCAAAUACAACUCUGCACUGGAUACUAAUGCAACCAUGAUCAACUCCUUUAAUAAAUUUCCUUACCCAACACAAGCAGAGUUGUCGUGGUUGACGGCAGCAUCAAAACAUCCAGAAGAACAAAUCCGAAUCUGGUUUGCUACUCAACGUUUGAAGCAUGGUAUAAGUUGGUCUCCUGAAGAAGUGGAGGAGGCAAGAAAGAAGAUGUUCAAUGGUACUAUCCAGGCAGUUCCCCAAACCAUCACCGUCCUGCCAGCUCCUUUGACAACUGCAAAAAUGCCCCAGCCCAUCAUCCAGACAGCUUUGCCUUGUCAGAUACUGGGCCAGACUGGUCUGGUUUUGACUCCCGUGUCAAAUGGUUCAACUGUUUCCUGUUCACCAAUUACGCUUGCUGUUGCCCCGAACCAGGGGCAAAAGAGGACGAUACAGACCUUAUCAAGUGCCCCAGAGGCCAAGCGUCCUCACGUAGUUCAGGUGCCUGAGAUUCCUGCCAAGUUGAAUGCUGUACCAUUGACACCAGCCAGUGAGCGAAAAAAAACAAAGGAGCAGAUAGCAGAGCUGAAGGCCAGUUUCAUGGCAAGCCAGUUUCCCGAUGAUGCAGAAGUCUACCGGCUGAUAGAGGCGACAGGUCUCUCCAGGAGCGAGAUCAAGAAGUGGUUCAGUGACCACAGGUACAGAAGUCAAAGGGGCAUUGUGCACAUCCCUGGUGAUGCUUUAGGGAAAGAUCAAAUAGCACCUUCAGCUGGUCGACAUGGACGUUCGUUUCACCCAUACACAGAUUUUACUCUCCAGAGAUUCAAAGAGAAAACCCAAGAGCAGCUUAGGGCCCUUGAGGAGAGUUUCCUAAGAUGCUCUUUUCCUACCCAAGGAGAAUUGGACAGGCUUCGAGUGGAGACUAAACUGAGUAGGAGGGAGAUAGAUUCAUGGUUCUCUGAGCGCAGAAAGAUAAGGGACAGCAUGGAGAAAGCUGUCUUGGACUCAAUGGGAUCAUACAGAAAAAUUAAAGAACAAGGAACUCCCAAUGGUGCAAUAAGCCAGGCAGAACUGCUGAGUAGCUCUCAGCUCCCUGGUGCUUUAUCUGGGUCCUCCACCACGUUUAAGAAAACCCAAGAGCAGAUUCAUCUACUGAAAAGCACAUUUGCAAGGACCCAGUGGCCAUCACCCCAAGAGUAUGACCAGUUAGCAUCUCAGACUGGGCUCACAAGAACUGAAAUAGUUCGCUGGUUCAAGGAAAACCGGUCUUCACUAAGAUCAGGGUCACUUAAAUGGAUUGACCAGUACCAGCAGCAGUAUGUUGUUGAUGGUCAUAACGAGCAAAGCCAGAAAAAGGGAUCAAAACACAUCGAGAGUCCAAAGAAUGGUAAUGAGGUGUCUCGGCAGCAUUACCAGGAGCAUAAAAAACUGAACGAAGAGAAUGCGGGGAAACUAGUGGUGAGAGCAAAAAGAGACUGCGAACCACUUAAAGACUCUUUGUUGGGGAAUCAGGCGGAGGGUGCAGACAGGUUGGAGUGCAACAGCCACGGCAGCGAGGAGAACGAGGAGCCGGCAGAGGUCAACUGGGUGGAGGUGACAGUGGGUGAGGAUGACGCUGCAUCGGACUGUACGGACAGCUGGAGCCAAACAGCACCCGAAGGCCAGGCAGAGCUGGCGGACUUUGACUCUGAAAGUAUAUCUGGAGACAAUUCCCACGUAUAGACAGGGGUACUCCUCAGCUGCACUGUCCUGACAUUGAAGGGGAAAUGCUGUCUGAAAAUAGAAGAAAACUAUUUUCCUGCCUGGGGUGAGAUAGCGUGUUGCGACUUCAAGUCUCAAACCGCGCUUGCAGAGGCACAGCGAGAAAUACUCUCGUGGAGCAUCAUCAUGGGAUCGUUUAUAGUGCCAAAGUCCUACUACUGCAUUGAAAAAGAAAGAAAGAAAGAGAAAAGGGUCCUUGUACAUAGGUUUCUCCUUAGCUUCUCUCCUACCCACUUUCCUGCCCAGCCUCUUCCUCUACUGGAACAGAUUUGUACAAUGUGGAAAUUUUGUUAACUUUUUAAUAGGUGCAAGUUAUUCUUGCAUAUAAUGCCAUUGCAAAAUUUGGGGGUUGGUUCGGGGGAGGGAAGUGUCUUUUGUGGGGGAGGGAGAGGAGAUUUUUUUUCUGAAGCAUUUUAAGACAGAUUUGCAAUCUUGUGGAGUCUUGUUGGUGCGGAUCAACAUCUGAGCCCAGAUCCCCACCCCGGUUUACAUUUCAGCCCACUUAAACACAUUAUGGGGUUGGGGAGGGUCGUUCUGGAGUGGUUGGGGUUUGGUUUUUUUCUUGUUGUUUUGACUUUUUGUUUUAUUUUAUGGCCACCUGCUACUGAUUGAAGUAUUUAAAUCUUUGCUUUUCCAUGCUCUUACAAGGCAAGUCUUCUCCAGCUCCUGUACUUCACUUUUUACAAGCCAGCCCCAGCUGUGGGUCUCUGAAGAUUUGGCUAGAAUGCCUUUUUUGGGUUUCUUUUUUAGCACUUUUUGUUUAAGCAUGCAGUACAACCCCCAGAGGGGUUGGAGCGAGGAAAUUAAGAUGCUUCGUCAUCUGAACUUCUUUGUGUUUUUUCGGCUGGUACAACGAUGGACACCAUAACCAACAGUCUGCCCUCCAGCUUUAGAUGUUGUAGCGCAGAACAGAAAUUUCUGAUUAACCCUUGCCACUAAAUUUUUAGAUCAAUCCUAGGUUCUCGAGUGCACUUUUUUUCAAAUACUGCUAAUUUGGAUUUGUAUGAGAGUGUCUGUACAUGCACGUGUGAGGAGGAGAGCAGGAGCAUGGGUAUGUAGGUGAGCGGGUGCAAGAGCCGUCCGGUGCGUUCCUCUGAUGAGCUGGGUUUGGAAAAUUUACCCACCUUUCAGUACGCUGCACAAAUAGGAUGCUAGAGAGUUUGAAUAAAUCCAACUUUUCUAACUUGUUGCUCAUUUGUUGUAACUCAAUAAAACAAAGGCUAAACAUUUUGGUAA
This is a messenger RNA of Aquila chrysaetos chrysaetos, 4150 nucleotides long. RefSeq names its product zinc fingers and homeoboxes 2 (gene ZHX2). The coding region runs from base 386 to 2875 and encodes 829 amino acids. Gene Ontology annotation, cellular component: nucleus. Gene Ontology annotation, biological process: regulation of transcription by RNA polymerase II. Lineage: Eukaryota; Metazoa; Chordata; Aves; Accipitriformes; Accipitridae. The transcript has 4 exons. The record is from RefSeq and is a predicted model, not a curated record. Gene Ontology annotation, molecular function: DNA-binding transcription factor activity, RNA polymerase II-specific; DNA binding.